GGGGCGCGGAGCAUCUUGGCUGCGGUGUUUUUGUCUCUGUCAGUGAGCGCUCCUGGGCCGAGGCGGCUGAAAGGGUUUCCAGAGGACAGGUGCUGACUGUAAGAGUGCAAGAAAAGGAAGGGAGAGCAAGGAUCCUGGGGAGGAGAGAUCCCGUCCUUGCAGCGCACGCAGCUGGCGAGUGUUGGUGGAUGUUUGAAUAACAGCCACAGGCUCACGAUGGCUCAGGUGCUGCAUAUGGAGCCCGGCUUCCCAGGGAAGCUCAACCCGCCCGCAACUCCUUCCCUGCACGGCAAAGAGCAGGAGGCCUACUCAGUGGAGACCCCCUAUGGCUACCGUCUGGACCUAGACUUCCUCAAAUAUGUUAACGACAUAGAGAAGGGAAACACUAUCAAGAAGGUACCCGUCCACCGCCGACCACGCUAUGGCUCCCUGCCCCGUGGCUAUGGCUACACCGGCUCCUGGUGGACCUCCACAGAGUCUCUGUGCUCCAACACCAGCAUGGACAGCAGACACUCCUCCUUCUCCUACUGCGCCCCGGGAUACCACACAUCCCAGAGGCCCAACUUCAGCACCGCCCGGGUGGAGAAGACCCUUAUGGAUGCACGCAGGAAGCUGGAGGAGGAGAAAGAGGGGCGGAGAUUCUCCAACCUGGGAAGCAUGCACAGCAGCGUAGCAGGCUCCAACACCUCCAUCAGCAGUGCACACAGCUACAACAGAGCCCAUGGUGGAGGGGGAUCCUUCACCCCGAUGAGUUCUGGCCUGUCCACCCCAGUGACCCCCACACCAGCGCACCUGCAGCACGUCAGGGAGCAGAUGGCUGCGGCUCUCAGGAAGAUCAAGGAGCUGGAGGAGCAGGUGAAGACCAUCCCAGUGCUGCAGGUCAAAAUCUCCGUGCUGCAGGAGGAGAAACGGCAGCUCAGCGUCCAGCUGAAGAGCCAGAAGUUCCUGGGUCACACUCUGAGUUUCAACCGAGGCCGCCCCAGAGGAGAGCUCUACAUCGACAUCCCUGAAGAAGAUGUGAGCGCGGGGGCUAAGAGCAGCAACCAGCCAGCAGGGCCACUGUCCCCCACCUCACCCGAGGGCUCCAAGCUUCAAGACUCAGGAUGUGAGAUUGAGGAUACAGUGAUUGUGAGUGGAGCUCGACCGAAUGCAAAGCGGGAAGUGCGCACCAUCGCAGUGGGACCAGAGGAGUUGAGGGGCAGCAGUGAGUUGGGAGUCGGGGUUCGGGAGGAGGAUCUGGGGCUGCUACCAGAGACCCAGGCUCUUAGGAAUAAAGUGGGUCAGCUGGAGGGCCAGCUAAAGAGGACGGUGCAGGAACUGCAGGAGGCGCGGCAGCAGGCCGCAGCAGUCCAGAGGGGCCCUCAGGCAGAGCACCCAGUUAUGGCUACCAGCGUGGGCUGGCAGGAGCCUCAGGGCUGCAGCCUGCACACCCUGGUCAGCUUCACCCAGCCCCCCCAACAGAGGGAACAGAGGACUGUGGGAAUCCAGGUGUACACACUGGAGCAGCCCACUGUGGUGGAGGUGGGCACGCUGAUGCGAGCGGAGAUCUGCAGCUCCCCCUCCCCUCAAGCAGCUGCUGGAGCCGUGGAGGGCCAACACAGAGGACAAGCUGAAGAGGCUCCAGUUGAGUUGCCGAUUGCCGUCAGCUCCAAGCAGGUGCGCGAUGUCCUGAAGAGCGAGCUCUCCACCUCGGUACCGGUAGCGAGUCCUGCCAUCGCUGUCAGCACGGCCGGGGAUCAGAUUGGUUUGAUGCAUUCAAAAGAAGAAGAGACACACCAGCAUACAUCCAAAGAGGCUGCCGAGUCCCACGAGGACCCUCAGACAGCCUCAUCUCCCCAGUCUUCUCUGAGGUCUAUUAUGAAGCGCAAAGCAGAAGGUGAACCGGGAUCUCCCACCACGAAGAAGAACCUGCAGUUCAUUGGAGUCAAUGGAGGCUACGAGUCCACGUCCUCAGACGAUAGCAGCAGCGAGAGCUCAGAUGAGGCGAGUGACUCCAGCGAAUAUCAUGAAGCACGAGAAAAACUCACAGAGUCAGCGGCCCAGCACCAGCUAAUAACCAACAGCCAGGCUUCCCCGCCUUCAGAAAGCAACAGAGUACCUCAUCAGACUGCUGUCGUACUGCCAGCCAUCAUUCCAGACUCACAGCAGAGUCUCAAAGAUUCAGCAACAGCCGACAUAAAGCUGCCGGUCAAACCCCCGCGGUCACCAGCGAUAAACACUACUCUAAUUCCUCCAAGUCCACAGAAUGAUGCUGCCUCUAAAGACACUGUCAACCAAUCAUCAGACACACUCACAGUCACGCAGGAGUUCUCCUCCACAUCAUCAAGCACUGAAACCACUCCCGAACAAAGCUCCUCAGUUACCUCUUCUUCAUCGCUGUGUGUCACUAAAACCACUGAGAUCACCCAACAGCAAUACACCGUCCAAUCAGAGACAACCGUCCUCUCCAGCCAAUCGGAGCCAACGCCAGCAGCGGAAAGCCACGUAAAAGACACUGCCACAGUACCUGCCAAGCAAGUCAGAUUGGAUCUGAGUGACAGCCUGAUGUCAGCUCUUCAUGCCCUGCAGAAAGCCCUGGGGGAGCCCAAUGCCUUCAGCCAACAAGGAGCAAGGGCGGCCUACACCAGCGUGCUGCAGGAGUGGCUGCGCGUGUCCUGUCACAAAGCGGCGGACACAGCUGUUGUCAAAGCCUAUAUGAACACCUUCGCCUCAGUCUCCCCUCAGCUGCUGGAGUUUGUAAUCAACAUGGCAGAUGGUAACGGGAAUACAGCGCUUCACUACACCGUCUCCCACUCCAACUUCCCCGUGGUGAAGCUGCUGCUGGAAACUGGACUGUGUAAUGCUGACAAGCAGAACAAGGCGGGCUACACAGCCAUCAUGCUGACAGCCCUGGCUGCCUUCCACUCUGACAAUGACCUUCAAACCGUCCUGCAGCUGCUGCGCACGGGGGACGUCAACGCCAAGGCCAGCCAGGCCGGUCAGACGGCGCUGAUGCUGGCAGUCAGCCACGGUCGCGGGGACAUGGUGAGGGCGCUGCUGUCCUGCGGCGCUCAGGUCAACAUCCGUGAUGACGACGGCUCCACAGCGCUCAUGUGUGCCUGCGAACACGGUCACGUUGACAUUGUGCGCCAGCUACUGUCUAUUCAAGGCUGUGAUGCCACUCUCACUGACAAUGACGGCAGCACUGCUCUGUCCAUCGCCCUGGAGGCCAGUCAGAAUGACAUUGCUGUGCUCCUGUAUGCUCACCUCAACUUUGCAAAGCCCCCUUCCCCUGUUUCACCAAGGUGUCCUCUCUUGGGUUCCUCUCCUCCUGCUGGUGAAGCAAAAUAAACCCUGCUCCAGCCAGUCCACAGUAACUACUCAUAUUACAGCGUGAUUUAUUUUCCUCAUCUGUGUUAUUCAGAGAAACAAUGAGUUUGUGUUUGUUUUCACCCUCCAUAAUUUAAAUACUUUAUAAUGUGCAGAUAAUUACAUGACAGCUUGCACCAUUCUAAUCUAAAAACGGAACAUCUAGCACAGGGCUAUUCAAUUGGCGGCCCGCGGGCCAAAUCCGGCCCCGGGGUGAUAUUUACUCUCCUUUUGAGAAUAAUGUUAAAAAGUAAUCUACUUUUUCUAGAUUUUUUAAAGAUUGCUUUUUGGGCCAGAGUGCCUUUAUUCCAGAGAGGGUGUUACAUUGAGAGAUAGAGAGGAAGACAUUGCCUGAAAACUUUGGCGGGCUCGGGUUUCGAACCCACCUACUAGCUACUGUAGUGACAACUCCUGUCAUUGAUUGCAUCUCUGCGUGAAUGAUUAGAUCAUUUCACCUAAAUUAAAUCAAAUGAAAUGAUGUUGAUGGUUAAAUUAGCUUCACAUGUAGGCCUACUGAGUUCUGAACUUGCCAUUUAGAUCUAUAAAGGCCUUGGGGCUAUGUUGUUUGAUUUAAUUAAACACAAUAUACGCACUCCACUAUUUACUGUAUCUGAAGCUCUUAAUAUGAUUGCUCAUAUUUCAAGCCAUCUUUUUCCCGGCCCCUUGCUUUGGAUCAUUUUCAUCAACCGGCCCCCGUUCCAAACUAAUUGAAUAGCCCUGAUCUAGCAGCUUCAUGGACACUGUCAGCACUGUUUUUAGUCAAAGUCAAAGAUGUUCACUAAAUUGCAUCAUAUAUAAUUAUACACUUGUUGUUUUAAUCCAUAUGAAUCUCAUAUUAGUUGCUUUUAUAGAGUGAUGUGUUUUCAUUGUUAUGUGUACAAUAGCUCUUACACAGUAGCAUCAUUAUGUGUGUGACCAUCGAUCAUUUGGAAUGACAGAAGCCACUCCUCUCACGGAUAAGUGUCCUUGCUUAAAGUAGCUCGUUGAUGCUACAACAAUCUAUUACAGUGAACACCACUUCAACAGUUGACCAAUAUUUAUACACAGGAUUUAUUCACUCCAGAGUAUUUUUGAUAUUGAUUUUUUUUUUUAAAUGUUGACUUAAUUCAGGAUCUUCAAGGAUCACCAUUUUUUAUUUCCACAGCAAUUGUUUCCUUAAAACACCUUUUCAAACAAUACAUAAAACUACAGUUAAUGUGUCGACCACCCAGAUUAAACCCAAAGAUGUCUCUCUCUGUGUUGCUGUGUGUUGUGGUGAUAAAAAUGAACACAGUGUGAAGGAAGGAAGAGGUAAAUAUUAUUCUCUAAAGGCUACGGUACUUUGGUCUUUGUGUUUUAAAGUGAUGGUAUUUUGGAUGUUAGUAACGAAGGGUUAGAGUGUAUCUGUGUGAUAUUCUGUGCUCAUAAGAGUAAACACAAUUAUAUUGAGAAAGGACUGAAAGCACUGGUGUAGUCACCUCCGCUCUGCAUGGUUAGAUUUUUCAGGGAACCAGAAAGUGACUGAUUGGGGUCUUUAAAGGAAGUGCCGUGUAAGAUGUGAAUAUCAAAAUAAUAUAUGUUGAUAUAGAGUGGUAGUUAUUAUGCCUAAAAUCAAAUUACUUAAAUUAGAGUACAUAGGCUAUUGAUGUCAAAUUUCUAUUACUUUUUAAAUACUUUUUUCACAAUUUUCAUAUUCACUUUCAAGCAAUUGAACUUUUAUAAACUUCAAUUUUUUUUAUUUAAGUAUCUUUUUUAUACUUUUAGAAUUUUUAAGCUCACACCUAUUUUAUGUAAUCGCACAGCUCUUUAGUUUAUGUUUUUAUGAAGGUUUAUGUAAAAUGUUAGACUGUUACUCCACUUCUAAUUUGUGCUUUUUGGAAAAACAAUGAAUUAAUAAACGUGGACCACACUGUU
Molecule: messenger RNA, 5241 nt
Organism: Gymnodraco acuticeps
Lineage: Eukaryota; Metazoa; Chordata; Actinopteri; Perciformes; Bathydraconidae
Gene: kank2
Product: KN motif and ankyrin repeat domains 2
Biological process (GO): negative regulation of actin filament polymerization; negative regulation of vitamin D receptor signaling pathway; negative regulation of G1/S transition of mitotic cell cycle
Cellular component (GO): cytoplasm
Molecular function (GO): protein binding
Source: RefSeq, a predicted model, not a curated record